Molecule: messenger RNA, 420 nt
Organism: Metschnikowia bicuspidata var. bicuspidata NRRL YB-4993
Lineage: Eukaryota; Fungi; Ascomycota; Pichiomycetes; Serinales; Metschnikowiaceae
Exons: 1
Coding region: 1-420 (139 amino acids)
Source: RefSeq, a predicted model, not a curated record
AUGGGUUUUCUUUUCCCUCCCGUUGACUCGCAACCCCCUCGGUCCGCUCUUGAUAUUACCGAGUUACUCGAUAGGUUGCGUGGCCCUGCGCUUGCUGCGCAUCAAGCCGCUUUCUCCAAUGCCAAGCAUUACUAUGACCGACGCCACAAACAUCAACUAUUUUCCGUCGGCGAUGAAGUCUAUCUCGAUCUUCCGCAGCUCGGAAAUCAGCUCGACGCUCAAAAUUCUGCUGUCUUGCCCGAGUUGCGUUCGAAAUUUGCUGGGCCGGUUGCCAUCGCUUCUGUUCUUAGUCCAGUCAACUGCGAGCUUGCCAUGCCCCCAGAUUUUCGGGACACCCAGUUUUCCACAUUAGUCAGCUCCGGCUCAAACACAAAAUUCCGGAGGAAUGUUUCUCUGCUCCUCACUCUCUGGUUCCGUUGA